Enhydra lutris kenyoni (northern sea otter) is the source of this 900-nucleotide messenger RNA. Its product is annotated as glycine-N-acyltransferase like 2. Gene Ontology annotation, molecular function: glycine N-acyltransferase activity. Lineage: Eukaryota; Metazoa; Chordata; Mammalia; Carnivora; Mustelidae. Gene Ontology annotation, cellular component: mitochondrion. The record is from RefSeq and is a predicted model, not a curated record.
AUGUUUGUGCUUCAUGAACCCCAAAAGCUGCAGAUUCUGUAUGAAUCCCUGGAAAAGAGCAUCCCUGAGUCCUUGAAGGCAUAUGGUGCCAUUUUCAACACUAAAAAUAAAACCCCAUUCAACAUGGAGAUGCUGGUGGAUGCCUGGCCAGAUUAUCAGACAGUAAUUACUCUGCACUGGAAAGAGGAGAUGAAAGAUGACCUGGAUCGUUAUAUCAACACUUACCACAUCUUCACCAAAGCUCCUGACAAGUUAGCGGAAGUCCUGGCAUGCUCCCAGGUUAUCAGUUGGGAACAAACUUUCCAGAUCCAAGGUUGCCAAGUGAAUGUGGGGGAGGCAAUAAGAAAGAUUUCAGCUGCAAAAUCAGCGCAGGUAGAUCACUUGAAGACCACACUCAUUAUGACAGAAAUACCAGCGGAACCCAAGACAUCAAGGGAUGACCAGAUGGCUUUGGUGGAGUCAUUUAGCAUGCCCAAAGUGGAUGAAGAUAGCAAGAAAGGAAGAUUUCAGAACAUCUUCUUGGAUGCUUCCCAUGUGGGGCUUGUGAAUGAGCAGUGGAACUUUGGAAAAAAUGAAAGGAGCUUGAAAUAUAUUGAAUGCUGCCUCCAGAAUUUUCCAGGAUUUGGUGUGCUGAGUCCAGAGGGGGACCCUAUCUCUUGGAUUAUGAUGGAACAGUCUUGUGAGAUGAGAAUGGGUUACACUGUCCCCAAAUACCGAGACAAAGGCUACAUGAAGAAAAUCUGUUUUCACUUCAUAAAGUAUUUUUUUCAGAAAAAAAUGCCAUUUUAUUUCCAUGUGUCAAGAGAUGAAGAAAACUUUCAGGCACUGAGAAGUGUAGGGCUUAAGGCUGCUCCUUGUGGCUGGCAUCAGUGGAGAUGCACUCCUAGAAAAUAUUAUUGA